AUGGCAAAAGCAUACACACAGGUUGAAUUUGAUAGUAUAAUGGAGAAGGUGGAGAAGGUAGAUUUUAAGGUGAAAGAAUACUUGAAAUUAGCUGGAUACAAAAAGUGGGCUAGGUUGUAUGCACCUGUUAAUAUGGGAUGGACCAUGACGUCAAAUAUUGUUGAGUCAAUCAAUGCCGCACUUGUGUCAGCAAGAGAAUUGCCAAUAUACGACUUCCUCGAAGAAGUUAGAAAGAUGUUUGGGCGUUGGAAUUGCAGCAAUCGAAAAGAAGCUUCACACACAUACACAGUGCUUGGAAAACAAUAUCAGGAAAUGCGUACUUUGAAUGAGGCAAUGUCUACACGUAUGACUGUUGUACCAUCGAAUGAAUAUUUGCAUACGGUGAAUGAUGAAGGAAGGCAUUACACCGUUUGCCGCUUAAAGAGAAAGUGCAGUUGUGGGCGGUUCCAAGUUAACGAAUUACCAUGCCCACACGCUUGGACUGUCUUGAAGAGCAAGUUUCUAAUGCCAGAAGAUUAUUGCUCGGACUAUUACAAAUCAAAGUCUGUUGUAAUGACAUACGAGGUGCUCGUAUAUCCGCUGCCUAACCAAAAUGAAUGGAAUAUACCAGCACAUAUAUCAGAGGAAGUUGUCUUACCACCCAAAUGGAAAAGAUCUCCUGGAAGGCCAAAGAAGAAGCGCGAUAAGUCGUUCAGUGAAUUGUUGCAGAAGAAAAAUCAACAUUCGUGUAGCACAUAUGGGCAGAGAGGACAUAACAAGAGUACUUGUAGAAAUGCUCCACGUAGGACUUAA
Molecule: messenger RNA, 792 nt
Organism: Nicotiana tabacum (common tobacco)
Lineage: Eukaryota; Viridiplantae; Streptophyta; Magnoliopsida; Solanales; Solanaceae
Source: RefSeq, a predicted model, not a curated record